GCAGCAUCCUCUCCUGCAGCCCUGAGUACCUGACUCGCCAAGCUCCCGUCCGUCAGUCUGGCAUCAGCGUGAAACACAGGUGGAAAAUUCACGCACGGGCCUGGGCGCCGGUGACCUCGUAGGUCUGCCCUACCCCUUCGGGAUCCAGUCUUCAGGGAAGCUCAGGCCGCUCAGCCCGUCCUGCCCUGCUGCAGAGCAAGCCCACCGCCGUGGAGCCACCGCUCACGCCUAUCGAGGCACUUCAUGGACUCUCAACCACAAGCAGCUCAUGCGCGUGUGGUCCCUUCGCAAGAUGAAACACAUAGCAGCGUCGCCGGUCGAUAAGCUUUCGGAAGUCCUGGCUUGUUAUUUAAGCAAAGCCAGGCUGCCCGUUGUGAUUUUUGGGCGCACGCAUCCCUGCUCCCUCUCUUGAGUGGUGCUUACACCGACCGACGGCUUGUGGGUCCCGAGCACUGUGCCCCUGGGGAUGUUCUCCCUUGAGCUCAAAGCAGCAGCUGUUGACCUGGACCGACCCAGCGGGGUGUAUUUUGGAGCUGCCGGGAAGGAGCUCUCGUCUUCGGAGCUAUCCUUGAGCAGAUGACUGACAAAGUAAUGAACGGGAGGGUGCCCCUGCCUGAAAAAGCCUUGUCCGAGGGCUACGCCCGGCUGCGGUACAGGGACACCUCUCUGCUCAUCUGGCAGCAGCAGCAGCAGAAACUGGAGUCGGCCCCCCCCAACACUUACCUGAGCCGGAGUCGGAGUAUGUGGUACUCGCAGUACGGCAACGAAGCCAUCCUGGUGCGGGACAAAAACAAGCUGGAUGUCUCCAGGGACACGGGACAAUCUAAGUUUUGUGCUAUUAUGUAAUUUCGGUGGUUUUGCUUUAGAAAUUCACACGACGAGACAAACCGGACUUGCAUCAAGCUGGGGGAGGUGGGUUUGCACCAUCCGCACUACAGACCUGCGGCUAAAGCGGUGGGUGCAGGAUAGGCCAGAAAGGCUGUCUGAAGUCUACGUUUGUUUUCCCUGUUGGUAGCAUCAGAUUUUGCAUGUCAUUGAGCUUGUGUAACCAAAACGGUCUCACUCGGGCACUCAUGAGCCUGUGUUUGCUGCCUAGCAUCUUGGCAGGGGCCACGCUGGACCACAUGUUGCUUCUAAGUGGCUUGUGUACCAUGAGAAACACCCGCUGCCAUUUGGGAGCCGUCCCCAGCAGGCACUUUUACUUGCUAGUCCUUACGUGUUGUCAAUGCUCUGUAAAUCCUGGUUGGAGAAAGACGAGCGCAGAUCCAUUUCCAUCAAGGCUAAGAUUUUAGGAAGGUCAUCUCCAAAACUACCCGGCCAUGACUUGUUCUGCUUGCCCUGUUUCCCUUUAAUUACUGCCCUGGAAGUGGUCUCUUACAACCAGGUAAUGAAGUGAUUUAUUGUGGAGGGAAAGAUGGAAAGAACAUCUGGAGAAUUUAAUCUGACCUUCAAAACACCUGGCAGGAAAACUGCACUGCGGUUUCAUUCUGU
Messenger RNA from Gavia stellata (red-throated loon), 1491 nucleotides. It is a transcript of the gene BRD3OS, whose product is annotated as BRD3 opposite strand. The transcript has a single exon. Bases 577 to 846 code for a protein of 89 amino acids. The record is from RefSeq and is a predicted model, not a curated record. NCBI's taxonomy places the organism in Eukaryota, Metazoa, Chordata, Aves, Gaviiformes, Gaviidae.